AUACCUUCCCACCGCAAAGAUCGGCUGCCAGCUAAUCACGACCGCGUACUUGGAUAAGUUGUUGACCUCACCACGCUGCAGUGCAGCUGCGACCUUCAAAGGGAUCGCAUUUAUCACGAAUCACUUGCUCUGCUGAUGUGAGACUCUAGGUCCACACUGGCAUCAUAACACCACCUCGACUAUUCGCCUACAUCGCAUCUGCCUCGCUGCUUUCGCUUGCUUCUCCAUCACGAAUGCAUCGGUCACUCUGCUUGAAGGCACGAUAAUCCUCUUGCGUUCUCUUGCCGCCAUGAUCGCCUCUUCCUCCAAGGCGACCUCAAUCAAGCAGAGUGGAUCCACACCAUCAAACAGUGCAGACUCGGAACGCACGAAGAGAGGGUCCGGCUUCUCGCUCACAUCGCAUAGCGAUUCAAAGCAUGGGAACGAGGAGGAUCUGGCGGAAUGUAAUUCGAAAGGCCCUGCCCAACUUUUGGCACCAUCAUCGUCUGAUAGUUCGUCAGCAGAGGAUUCCGCCGCCAGGACGGGCGAAGCGGAGCACCCUCCGCAUGCGAGUCAGGUUGUCGAGCGGGAAAGUGCAGCACGAGGCGAGGUCUGGUCAGAUCGCGAGAAGCAUGCAUCAUUGAUAGCGGAGCAAUUGGCCGGGACACGUCAAGGUGAUAGGAUAUGGGUCGAGUGGGAGGAAGGAGAUCCAGAGAAUCCUUUCAAUUUCAGUCCCACAAGAAAAUGGCUAAUGACCAUCUUUGCAACAUUCUUCACCAUGGAGGUGGCUGCCACAGCCGGCGCCUACGUCCCGGGCAUACCCUCCAUGGAAGCAUCGCUGCGCCAUGACCUGCACGAAGUCAGCCUACUGGGCAUCUCGGUGUAUGCUUUCGGAUUCGGUCUGCCUCCCCUAGUGCUCGCACCGCUGAGCGAGGUGAUGGGGAGGAACACGAUCUACCUGGUCAGCCAUGCUCUCUACACAAUACUCUUCGUCGGCAUCGGCCAAGCUCGUAAUAUCCAAACCGUCAUUAUUCUGCGGUUCCUGCAAGGAGCUUUUGGGAGCACAGGCAGCACCAUGGUCGGUGGCAGUAUAGCAGACCUGUUCAGCUCCAGCGAUCGAGGUGCACCGAUGGCUCUGUUCGCUACCGCCGCUAUCUUUGGCACCGGCUUCGGACCAUUCUGGGCAGGCUUCGUCGAGCAGCACAUCGCAGAUGGCUGGCGGUGGAUUCAGCACAUUCAGGCAAUUUAUACCGGGGCAUUUCUCAUCAUCUUUGCCGUCGUACUCAAGGAAACUAGAGGAAGCGUGAUUCUUGCCCGCCGUGCGAGCCGACUCCGCAAGCAGACGGGCGAUGGAAGGUACAUGGCCAAGAGCGAGCUGGAGCGCGCAAGUGUCGUGACUCUCAUCAAGGGGAGCCUGACGAGACCCAUGAUCAGUAAGCAGCUGAUCGCUGGUCGCGCAUACAUUUGGCGAGCUCUGACGAGCAUCGAAAUCUUCUUCUUGCCUCCAGUGCUCUUCACUGAACCAGUGGUGACGGCUUUCAGUCUUUGGAUCAGCCUUCAAUGGGGAAUGAUGUACGCCUUAUUGGAAAGCAUUGGCCUGGUAUCAGCGUUGCAUGAUUACACGCCUGGUCAGACCGGGCUGGUGUUCCUAGCGAUCUGUGUUGCCGCCCUGAUUGGCAACCUCCUCAACCCUCUCUCAGAGAGAGCGUAUGCUCGCAACUAUCCGAAAAGAGGAGCGGAAGCUCGACUAUACGCGGCCAUGUUCGCGGGCUUGAUGUUCCCGGCAGGGUGCGCGAUCUAUGCAUGGACGUCCUAUCCUGAUGUCAGCAUGGCGGGUCCCAUCAUCGGAAUCGUCGUCCUUAUGGUGGCGGUGUACAUCGUCUAUCUUGCCGCUUUCUCCUACCUUGCCGAUUCUUACGGUCCUUAUGCCUCGUCAGCACUAGCAGCGCAGUCUUUCUCGCGCAACAUGUUCGGAGCAGCUUUCCCUCUAUUCACGACGCAAAUGUACAAGAACCUCGGAUAUCAAUGGGCGUCGAUGCUUGCUGGGCUGAUAGGUUUGGUGCUAGGAUGUGCGCCCUUCUUGCUCUUCCGGUGGGGUCCGCAGAUCCGAGCAAAAAGUAGAUUGAGCAGCGAGCUCGAAAGAUUGGGGCUUUUGUAGACUGAUUGCUUCAAAAUGUAGGCGCAGUGUACGCGCUGCCUCACCGUGAAGGGAGUUCUCUUUUCAACGAAUGCAGAUUGCUCCCUACACGGCAUUCUACGUCUCCGCCACAGAUUUUUCUACGCU
Molecule: messenger RNA, 2263 nt
Organism: Ceraceosorus guamensis
Lineage: Eukaryota; Fungi; Basidiomycota; Exobasidiomycetes; Ceraceosorales; Ceraceosoraceae
Product: MFS general substrate transporter
Exons: 10
Coding region: 290-2137 (615 amino acids)
Biological process (GO): transmembrane transport
Molecular function (GO): transmembrane transporter activity
Source: RefSeq, a predicted model, not a curated record